This is a messenger RNA of Thrips palmi, 2521 nucleotides long. RefSeq lists its product as uncharacterized. The transcript is spliced from 7 exons. Gene Ontology annotation, biological process: proteolysis. Gene Ontology annotation, molecular function: serine-type endopeptidase activity. The coding region runs from base 393 to 2447 and encodes 684 amino acids. NCBI's taxonomy places the organism in Eukaryota, Metazoa, Arthropoda, Insecta, Thysanoptera, Thripidae. The record is from RefSeq and is a predicted model, not a curated record.
GUCGGUCGCUCAAGGAUGGCGGAGUCGGUUUGUCGCCCAGACGAGUGAACUCAGAGAUUCGGACUCGCGGCGCGGACUCGCGGGCCCAGCAGGGCCGCCAACCAGUGCAGUGAUUAGCGCGCGAUUUCAAAGCCGAGACGAUCGGACGGCCGCCUCGUCAACGUGACGCCGCCUUGUUUCUCCACCCGCGAGACGAGGAAGCGGAGAAGCGGAGCAACCUCGACGGGGACGUGCGUCUCGAGCCGCCGCACUUGCACUUGCAUCGCAUUGCAGCGCGCUGCAUCGCCGCGGACCGGCCACCACACUGCAUACACGUCGUGCCGCACGUCGUGCCGCACGUCGUCAUCGGCCAGUCGGCCAGUCGAUCUGGACCGCCCGGCACCGCCGCCGCCAUGUUGCUGUGGCAACCGGUCAUCGUGACACUGUGCCUCUUGGCGCGCGCCCAGGGCCAGGCUUCCAGCGCGUCGCUGUACGAGGGCUCGCCCUGCAAGAUGGCGGACGGGUCGCGCGGCCAGUGCAUCCCGAUGACGCAGUGCCCGUCCGCGCUGGCCCUCUUCAAGAAGGACCGGCGCAACUUCCGGCCCAAGCGCUGCGGCUUCUCCGGCUUCGUGGAGAUCAUCUGCUGCGCCGACGUGCCGCUGCGCCGCGCGGAGGAAGCGUGCCGCGACUUCACCAACGAGAUUAACCCCAGCAUCAACGUGUACAUCUACGGCGGCUCGGUGGCCGAGAAGGGCGAGUUCCCCCACAUGGUGGGUACCGACGACUUCGCCGAGCCCUUCGACGCGCCCAGCGACCUGCCCGUGUUCAGGUCCCUGUCGCGCGGCCCCCCGCUCUCCCGCGUGCCGCCCCCGGGGGCGCCGCCGCCGCGGCCACUGGCCCUGACCCUGGACGAUGACGUCACCACCGACGGGACGCUGGACUCGACGACCGGCCCCGACGACUCAGUCCAGGCUGGCGAGGCUGGUGAGACUGGCGAGGCGGUCGGCGCCAGGUUCGGCAUCCUGAAAGGCAUCCGGGAAGGGAUCAGGGAAGGGAUCCGCGGUGCCGUCCACCGCCACCAGGAGCGGGUCGACCACCUGCACAGGCACUUGCAGAACCUGUUCCCCGGACACAGGGACGACACCCGCCCCCCACACGACGAGCGCCACCCCUCGCACGACAACCUGGGCAACCACGACCAGUACCACGCCAACCCCACACUGGACCGCUACCCUGACCACCCUCCACGCGAACGCGAACCCGAAAACCCCGCGUUCGUGAACCCCAAUAACCGGCCCCCGUACGACCGCAACCCCGCCAACCCCAACCACCCCCCGCCCGUGGAGACCCACCCCCGGCCUCCCCGCGUCGACGCCCCGACGACCACCGCCUUCCCCGACGACUACGGCGCCCUGAUCGACCCCCGCAGCGGCGACGGCGGCCGCGAGCGCGAGUCGUUCGGCCAGUUCGAAGAGGAGACGACGUCGCGGCCGCGGCUGGUGCGCGUCAACGCCUCCACGGGGUUCACGGGCAAGGAGGGCCGACCCGGCAACUGGCGGGUGCCGCCGGACAGCGUCUGGGCGCGGCCGCCCUCCACCGCGCGGCCGCACUCCACCACGCCCGUCCCGGACUCGGACGGCGCCGUGGACCCUAGCAUCCCGCUGGGGUCACCGCCAGCCUCCUCCGAGGGCAAGGUGGGCGAGGACCUGGGAGGCAUCUCGCUGUACGUGAUCGGUGGCGAUGAGGCCCUCAAAGAGGAGUUCAGGCACAUGGUGGCGCUGGGGUACCGGGACCGGGGCAGCUCGUCCAUCAAGUGGGACUGCGGCGGCUCGCUCAUCAGCAGGGAGCACGUCCUGACCGCGGCGCACUGCGUCACCAACAGCUUCAAGGGUAAGCCGGUGAGCGUGCGCGUGGGCGCCCACAACCUCACGGACGCGGACGGCGAGCAGCGCGCCGUGCUGCAGGUGUCGGUGCACCCGGACUACAGCACCAAGUCGCACUACAAUGACCUGGCCGUGCUGCGCAUCGAGGCGGUGCGCUUCUCGGAGCGCGUGCAGCCCGCCUGCCUCUACUCGCGGCCGCGCGCCCCGGACUCGGGCAUGCUGGCCACCGGCUGGGGCGUCACGGACAUCGACCAGCUGGACCAGACCUCGGACGUGCUGAUGAAGGCCGGCAUGGACCAGGUGCCGCUGUCGCGCUGCAACGCGUCCUUCGCCAGGGCCAUGUCCUCGCGCCUCGCCAGGGGCAUCCGGCCGGAGCAGCUCUGCGCGCGCGGCAGCAACGGCAUCGCCGACACGUGCCUGGGUGACUCCGGUGGGCCGCUGCAGGUGCUGGAGAAGCCCCUGGGCCUCUACUCCAUCGUGGGCAUCACGUCCUUCGGCCAGCUGUGCGGCGGCAUGGGCGUGUACAUCAGGGUGUCCGCGUACCUCGACUGGAUCGAGGACGUGGUCUGGCCGUCGUCGUCCUGACUGGCGGCGCCGCCCGGGCCGCCGCGUCGACGCGAGGACCGCGACGACGUCCGGGGACAGCAAGGGAGGCGCGA